GAAAAAUUACACUUUAUAAAAAGCGAAUAAAACCAAAUAGUGAUAAAAUUUUGGUAAAAAAAAGUAACCAAUUGUGAUUAUUUUAAAAUAAAAAUGAACUAAAAAAGACAAGCUCCAUUUCAAGGAAGCUUAAAAGCAUCACAUUUACCUAUAGCUGUGAUGAUUAUUGCUACAAUUGGUAUUGCUUUUAGCUAUAUAGCUGCUUAAAUUUAAGGCUCUGAGCCUCCUUUCCCUCAUGCUUCUAUAACCUCAAAUUCUAAUCACUAUCCUCAGUAUAUUGUUUUCCGUAUUACAGAAGAAGGUUCUGCUUUAUUCAUCAUCUUCAUCUGGUUGAUAGAAUAUGUAUGGAUAAGGUAAAAAGCUCAAGAAACUGGAGUUACCUUAAUCUUCCCACAAUUGCAAGCUAUCCUAGGAGCCAUUUCAGGAAUUUUGUUUAUUUUUAGCACUGCUACUAUUGAUACUGGCAAAAUGAACUCGAGUUUACAUGGCCAUUGUGCAACUUGGUUCUUUAUAACUUUGAUGGUUAAUUUCUUACUAAAUUUCUUAUCAUUUGUCUAAUUUAAAUGUAAAAACGAGAUGAUAAUCAAUGAAAAUAGUUUCUACACUAAGCUAUUAAUCAACAUGUGCGAUGUCGUACUUCUUGUUCUGGAAAGUAAAGAUAUUCCUAAUUAUGAUAAUAUCUAGGAAUAUCUUGGUGUAUUAUUUAUGUGUAUUUACAUGGGAACUUUUGCCUUAGAUUGGAAAGGAUACUAUAUUGAAUUUAAUAUUUAAAAUCCUAAAUUAAUUAGCCUUGUAAGAGAAGAACCUUAAUUAAGAUAGGAAUAUGCUUUUGUUCAACAACCAUAGAUUUAUUAUGUUCCCUAGGUCUAAUAGUAAAUUCAAUAAUAAACCUAAUUCUUAUAAACUGUUCAUGCCUAAUCUCCUAUGGGCUAAGCUUUGGCAGCUUCAAUUCCUCAAGUACAAGCUCCUGUUUUGAAUAUUUAACCUCUUUACAGCCAUUAAUAACCUUCAUAUACUCUUUUCACUUAGAAAUAUUGA
Tetrahymena thermophila SB210 is the source of this 1038-nucleotide messenger RNA. Its product is annotated as Frag1/DRAM/Sfk1 family protein. The transcript has a single exon. Lineage: Eukaryota; Ciliophora; Oligohymenophorea; Hymenostomatida; Tetrahymenidae. The record is from RefSeq and is a predicted model, not a curated record.